CAGCGUGUAAGUUUCACGAAAACGUUGUCGAAAAAUGAUCUAAAUUUCUAAAAUAUAUUGAACUAAAAUACAGUCAUGCCUGCAAUAGAAGUGACAACGCCUAUGCAGGUUGAAGAACCGAAAAAUGAAGAAGAAAACUACAAAACACCAGUAAUCGGUAUUAUCUAUCCGCCUCCAGAAGUAAGGAAUAUUGUUGACAAAACUGCUAGUUUCGUUGCUAGAAAUGGACCCGAGUUUGAGUCUCGUAUUAGACAGAAUGAGCAGAACAAUUCAAAAUUCAACUUCCUGAAUCCAGCUGAUCCUUACCAUGCCUAUUACCAGCACAAGGUCAAGGAGUUUAGGGAGGGGAAAGGUCAAGAACCCCAGGUUCCUAAAGGUCAAGGUUUAGGCUUGAGUAAGCCAUUGGAGGUUGCUAAGAUUAUACAAGAGCCAGUUAUACCCACAGAGCCACCUCCUGAGUUUGAGUUUAUUGCAGACCCUCCUAGCAUCUCAGCUUUUGAUUUAGAUGUGGUGCGUUUGACUGCCCAGUUUGUAGCAAGAAAUGGUCGACAAUUCCUGACCAAUCUGAUGAAUAGGGAACAGCGUAACUACCAGUUUGAUUUCCUGAGACCGCAGCACAGUCUGUUUAACUACUUCACCAAACUUGUGGAACAAUAUACAAAGGUGUUAAUUCCACCCAAAGAUUUACUGGUCAAGUUAAACAAGGAGUCGGAGGUAUAUCAGAAUGUUUUAGAUCAAGUAAAGUAUCGUGUAGACUGGGCCAGGUACCAGGAAAUGCAGCGACGGAAAGAAGAGGAGGCUGCUGAAAGGGAACGAGUUGCCUAUACACAGAUAGAUUGGCAUGAUUUUGUUGUGGUGGAGACUGUAGAUUUUCAGCCCAAUGAACAAGGAAACUUGCCCCCACCUACCACUCCAGAUGAAGUUGGUGCACGUGUGCUGGCUCAAGAACGACAUGGAAAGAGAGGGACGGAGGAUGAGAUGGAUGUGGAGUCCGGCGAGUCGGAGUCGGAGGACGAGGAUUCUGACGAGGAAGAUGAGGAGGAAGAGGUACAGAGGAUGACAAAUAGACCGCCAAUGCCGACACAGAUGAUGGAGGAUUCUGAUGAGUCAUCAGACGAGGACGAAGAAGAUCAGGACAAAGAUCGUCAGGAGAUUCGACCUCAACAAAGAAUGCCGCAGAGGCCACCACCAGUGCCUGCCAUGCCUCCACCGCCACCACCCAGUGAGAUACCACAGCCUCCAUUACCACCAACACCAGAUCAGGUGGUCAUCAAGAAAGGAUAUGAUCCAAAAGCAAGAACUAUCCAGCCAGAGGCACCUAGUGAGCAGUUCCUGGUAUCUCCUAUCACUGGUGAGAAGAUCCCAGUAGACAAAGUACAGCAGCACAUGAAGAUUGGAUUGUUGGACCCAAAAUGGAUCGAGGAGCGUAACCGGCAAAUUCAAGAGCGUACGGAUCAAGAGGAAGUGUUUGCUGCUGGUUCCUCUAUCGAGAGCAGCUUGAAACAUCUGGCUGAAAGACGUACUGAUAUCUUCGGUGCGGGAACCGAAGAAGCUGGUAUCGGUAAAAAGCUUGGUGAAGAAGAGGAUGAAGGCAAGAAGGACAAGAAAGUGGUUUGGGACGGACACACGGCCUCCAUGGAGAAAGUGGCACAGAAAGCCAGAGAAAAUUUCUCCAUUGAUGAACAGAUUGCAAACAUCCACAAGGUUAAAGGACUUGUACCUGAUGCUGAGAAAGAGAAGAUUGGACCUUCUAGGACAAUGGGGAUGGCUAUACCACCACCCCCACCACCUAGCAAGCCGGCACCACCCAAACCAGCUCCUCCAAAACAGCCACCACCUCCAGCAGUAUCAAUGCCAGGUCCACCAGUGAGCACCCAGCCACAGGCGUUAAAGAGACCAGUGGUCGCUAUACAACAACCACCACCACCCCAGGUGAUGAUGAUGCCACCAAGGCCACCACCCAUGCAGGUCAUAGGAAUGCCACCAGGCCCACCUAGUAUGAUGGUUGCCCAGCCAAUGAGGCCUCCUGGUUUCCCAGCACCGCCACCCAUGGUUCGACCCCCGGCACCUGUACCACAAGCGGCACCACCUGAGGACGAACCGCCAAGCAAGAAACAGAAAACAGAAGAACAGCUUGUACCUGAGGAGGAAUGGCUGAAACUUCACAAGGGAAGUGUCAAGUUCCGUGUAACUGUACCUAGUAUGCCGGACAAACCAGAGUUCAACCUGAAGGGACAAACUCUCCAAUUCACACUGCCUUACACUGAUAAUGUGUCGGUAUUGAAGGCUAAGAUUAACGAGUCGGUUGGUUUACCGGGCGGCAAACAGAAGCUCCAGUAUGAUGGGCUAUUUAUCAAGGACUCUAACACACUGGCGUUCUACAAUUUUGUCAACGGAGGAACAGUGCAGUUACAACUGAAGGAAAGAGGAGGAAGAAAGAAGUAAUUUGGGAGAUAGAGAGAAGAAUGUAUAUACUUAUUAUUGACAAUAGAAAAGGACAUUGUCAACAGCAAGUGUUUAACAAGUGAAAAUUCGAAAAAUCAAAAUUUUGGGAAAUUUAAUGAAUUAAAAAAAAAGAAAAAAAUUAUCUUCAAUGGGUGUAGAUUUUUUUGGCAAGUUUAUUUAGAUGGUUGCCUGUUUUUUUAUUUGGCUAUUUGUUUUGUAAAUAUUGUGUCUAAUUUCUUGGAGGACGGUUCACCUUUUUGAACUUUAUUGUUACAUGUGAUGAAUUUUAUGUCUUAUUCAUUAUUUGAAAUUGUGAAUGUAAUUUAUAGUUCCUUAUGAAUGUCAUUGUGAAGCCAAUGUCUUGUAUAAUUCAUUCUGUAAUUAUGUCAUUUGUGAAUUUUAUGUCUAAUUCAUUCUAUGUAUCAUUCUUGGAUUAAUGUCUGAUUCAUUAUUAUGGUAUUAAGAAUAUUUUGUUUAAUUCAUUUGUAAAUAUUAUGUCUCAUUCAUUCUUUAUAUCACUCAAGAAUAAAUGUAAUUCAUUCUAAUGGUUAGUUAUGAACAUAAUUUCUAAUUCAUUCUUACCAUCAUUAAGAACAUUAUGUCUAAUUCAUACUAAUUGUCAUUAAUGAAUAUAAAUCCAAUCCAUUCUAUAUGCCAUAUCUGAUUAUUGUGUGUAAUUCAUUAGAAAUGCAAUUUGAGUGUCUAAUUAAUUAUAAACUUCAUGUGUGAAAACUAUAGCUUAAUAAUUCGGUAUACUUUUCUACGAAAUAAAGUUUUAAUAUUUUAUAAGGUAGCCUAUUGUUAAGAUUAACAAGUCAUCAGUUUGCUAAUUAGGUACUCUGUGACAGUUUGGGCAAAUUAUCUUGACUUAUAGUCACUACUAGAUGGCUACUAUCUGUUCUGGUUCAGUUUUUUGUUAGGUUUUAAGUGAAUAACUUACCUAUCCAGGUACAUGUAGACUAGAAGGUUUGUUCAUUUUACUCAUCUACCUAGUUGUACACUGAAAUAAUGGACUCAAGUCUGAAGGGAACUGCAACAAAGAUGGCAUAUGAUUUAUAAAUGUGUAUGUCUUUAGAGAAAAAUAUAAAAAAGACCCAGCAUGCUGACUAGUUAUAAAAUGUCAAAUAGGUAUUCUGUGAAGGAAGUCAUAACUAUGUUUAAGACUAUAUGAGAAAACUUAGGUGUUUUUUAUUUAAGGAAAAUAAGAAGUUAUUUUUUCUUGCAGCAUAUGAAGCAUAUUUGAUGUUUAUUUUUAAGUUUUCAUAGAAGUGUGGUUUUCUGGGAUUUUCUUAUAAGAGCAUUGUAAUAUACAUUUUCACUGAACAUUAUUUGAUUGAUAAGAAGAAUUAACAACUUUCCUUUUUGUUUGAGGUAGUAAAAAAAUAAUAAAGGCACUUAAAAUGGUAAUUUAAAUAGCUAGAUCUUAAUGUUUGAAUAAAGUUUAGACAGAGAA
Ruditapes philippinarum (Manila clam) is the source of this 3898-nucleotide messenger RNA. Its product is annotated as splicing factor 3A subunit 1-like. Gene Ontology annotation, cellular component: U2 snRNP; U2-type prespliceosome; catalytic step 2 spliceosome. The record is from RefSeq and is a predicted model, not a curated record. Lineage: Eukaryota; Metazoa; Mollusca; Bivalvia; Venerida; Veneridae. Gene Ontology annotation, biological process: mRNA cis splicing, via spliceosome; regulation of alternative mRNA splicing, via spliceosome. The transcript is spliced from 17 exons. Gene Ontology annotation, molecular function: protein binding; RNA binding. Bases 76 to 2445 code for a protein of 789 amino acids.